AUGAGUGGUUUGGAACGGACAGCCCAGUUUAUCGAGGAGCCGUCUUGGUGUGACUGUGCCCAAGUGAUCAAUCUACUGUCUUCCAGUCUGUUCCAAAGUCCACUACAAUGGAGCUACGGCACUAAUCCCACCCUGCGAAAACCCCACAUUGUCACUUCAUUUGUGGCUGGUGACAGCUGGGUUAAGGGGAAAGGGGGGGUCAGGUUUUCCGGAUGGCUCAUAAGGAAUUUCAACGUCUCAACUAAGAAACUACAUUUGCAGCCCCAGCCAUCUACAGUUCUACAGCAAUAUCGCCAGCGGCAAUUUAUGAGCGACUCUAGCACGGAGUCUACCGCAAAGAUGGCCGAGCCCGCAGGACGGAAUAAUACCUAUGACACAUGGGAAAAGGAUCGCCUCAUCUCACAUAUCCGCAAGUUGGAAAGCCAGCUACAACAACAGCCCAACGCCUCUGCUCCGUCGUCCACCUCCCUUCCGCCUGCCCCGACUUCCGCCGGCGACGUGCAGCCUCCGCCCGCGAAGAAGCGCAAAAAGGGAACCGAAAGGGUCGACCCGUCGCGCUACUCGACUCGCUUUAUCGCCUUGAAGCUGGCCUACCUCGGUAAAAACUACGGCGGCUUCGAGUACCAGCCCUCGUCCAACAUACCCACCAUCGAGUCGACGCUCUGGGCCGCCCUCACCAGGGCCUGUCUCGUCUUUCCCCGGGGUGGUGGCAGCGGCGAGGACGCGCCGGUCGACUUUGACAGUUGCGAGUACUCCAAAUGCGGGCGCACAGAUCGGGGCGUCAGCGCGUUCGGCCAGGUCAUCGCGCUGCGGGUCAGGAGUAACCGGCCGUUGCCUAAGCAACAGCGGGAGCCGCCCGAGGCACCGCAAGGCGAAGGACGUCCUGAGGGACAGCAGGAUGUCAGCAUGACGGAUGCGAGCGAGUCCAAGCCGGAAGAAGGCGCCCAGAGCCAGACACAGGCGGCGGUCGAGGAACCUCCCUGGGACGAUAGCAAGGAGCUAGACUAUUGUAAGAUUCUCAACCGGCUGCUGCCCAAGGACAUCCGCAUACUGGCAUGGUGCCCGUCGCCGCCGCCCGGGUUCUCGGCCCGCUUCUCGUGCAUCGAGAGGCAAUACCGCUAUUUCUUCACGCAGCCAGCCUUCAACCCCAUACCGGCGGCGCUCUUGCCCACAGCGACGGCGACGGCGACGGCGGAUUCCAAAAAGACGACCCCGCCGGCCGGAUGGCUCGACAUCGACGUCAUGAGGGAGGCCGCGCGGAGGUUCAUAGGACCCCACGACUUCCGCAACUUCUGCAAGGUGGACGGCAGCAAGCAGCUCACCAGUUUCGAGCGCGUCAUGUUCGACGCAGACAUCGUCGAAGUUCCGGGCGCGUCCUCGGCGCUCCCUUACCUUUCCGAGGCCGGCGUCAGCGUCGCGCCGGGCGAGCCCCUGCCCAAGGUGUACUCGUUUAACGUGCGCGGGUCGUCGUUCCUCUGGCACCAGAUCCGGCACAUGGUCGCCGUGCUCUUCCUCGUCGGACAGGGUUUGGAGCCGCCGUCUAUCGUCUCGGAACUGCUAGAUGUGGAACGGAACCCGCGUAAGCCGAGCUACCAGAUGGCGCACGAGGUGCCCCUCGUGCUCUGGGAUUGCCUGUUCAGGGAGGGCGACAAGGGCGACAAGGGUGACAAGGGCGACAGUGAGGGCGGUGGGUUGCGGUGGGUAUACGAAGCAGAAGAGAACCGGCACGCUUGGGGCGGGGUGCUGGACGCUCUCUGGGAGGAAUGGCGGGAGCGCAAGAUGGACGAGCUGCUGGCGAACAGGCUACUCGAUCACGUGAUGCGGCUAGGCUCUACUGCGGGAAAAGAGGAAGAAGGAAAUCAACCUCGCGUCAAGAACAGCAUGUUGCACAAGGUGUUCGCCGGCGGGGACAACGCCAGGAGAGCGGGGACUUUCAUGCCGCUGCUGGAACGGAGCAAGGCGCCGUCGCCAGAGGAGAUCAAUGACCGCUGGGCGCAGCGCAAGGGAUUCAAGUCGGCCGAGGCGAUGCGGAACGCGGGCGAUUGGCGGAACAUCAUCAAAGAGGAGAAAAAUAGCCGCCGUGCUGCGUCGCAAUUAGGAAAUGGCGAGGAGUAG
Messenger RNA from Sodiomyces alkalinus F11, 2115 nucleotides. RefSeq names its product pseudouridine synthase. The coding region runs from base 1 to 2115 and encodes 704 amino acids. The record is from RefSeq and is a predicted model, not a curated record. The transcript is spliced from 3 exons. Lineage: Eukaryota; Fungi; Ascomycota; Sordariomycetes; Glomerellales; Plectosphaerellaceae. Gene Ontology annotation, cellular component: cytoplasm; nucleus. Gene Ontology annotation, biological process: mRNA pseudouridine synthesis; tRNA pseudouridine synthesis. Gene Ontology annotation, molecular function: RNA binding; pseudouridine synthase activity.